Messenger RNA from Contarinia nasturtii (swede midge), 2685 nucleotides. RefSeq names its product serine/threonine-protein kinase fused (gene fu). The transcript is spliced from 7 exons. Gene Ontology annotation, molecular function: ATP binding; protein kinase activity. Gene Ontology annotation, biological process: protein phosphorylation. Bases 185 to 2611 code for a protein of 808 amino acids. The record is from RefSeq and is a predicted model, not a curated record. NCBI's taxonomy places the organism in Eukaryota, Metazoa, Arthropoda, Insecta, Diptera, Cecidomyiidae. Gene Ontology annotation, cellular component: cytoplasm.
CACUAGCAUAUAUCCAUAUGUUUUAAAAUUUCCCCUCAAAUACAUUUGUAUUGUAUACUAUACACAUACACAUGUUUUUGUUCCUUAUGCCACUUUAUUUUUCAUAUCUGUCAGAAUUUCUGUUGUUUACAGCGUCAUUAUCGGCAUUUUAUCUUUGAGAGUAAAAUUUUUGUUUGUUUAUGAAAUGGAAUUGAAAAAUUACGAUUUGAUUAAGCAAAUCGGAGAAGGAACAUAUGGCAAGGUGUUCCAGGCCAGAGAAAAAGCAACCAAUAGAUGUAUAGCAGUGAAGCUGAUUAAAAAAAGUACAAAUCCUUCGGAGAGAGAAAGAAAAGAGCAAAAGAAAUUUCUAAAAGAAUGUAACAUUCAUAGUUCCUUAAGUCAUCCGAAUAUUAUUCAAAUGUUAAGUUCCUUUGAAAAUGUUGAGUACAUUGUUGUCGUCACGGAAUUGGCCGGUAUUGACUUACAUCGAUUUUUAGCACAAAAACACAACAAGUUGUCGGAUAAACAUGUUCAAAAGCUUACUUGGAACUUACUUUCUGCAUUAUAUUACUUGCAUUCUCAUGGAGUCAUUCAUCGCGACUUGAAGCCACAAAAUGUUUUAUUAAACAAUCAUCAAAACAUUGAUGAAAUGAGUGCAAAGUUGUGCGACUUUGGGUUGGCUCGGCAAAUGCCAAAAGAAACAUAUCUUUUAACCAGCGUGAAAGGUACACCAUUGUAUAUGGCGCCCGAGGUAAUGGAUGUGGCUUUGUAUGAUGAAAGAGCCGAUUUAUGGUCAUUUGGCUGCAUUAUUUAUGAGGCACAUUUCGGAAAACCACCAAUAAGAACACAGUCAUUUACCCAAUUAAUGAAAUGGCACCGUAAUCCAGAAAUCGAAUGGCCAUCCACAAUCUCAGAUGAAUCGAAGUCAUUCGUUGAGGGUCUUUUAAAAAAAGAGCCUGAAAAACGUUUUUCGUGGGCUCAAAUUAUCGAACAUCCAUAUGUAAAAGGAAACUUAGUGAUUUUGGAUAACAACAAAGCAGAACGUCGAUUGACCGUAGAUUUGACGGUAUCACAACAAAUUCGUAAAGAGAAACAAAGAGAUGAGAUUAUAUUAAAUCGUGGUAAAAAAGCUAUUGCUGAGGCAAUGAAAAAGUGUAAACCAUCGAAUAAUUCAAAAAUACCAGAUACUGGACCAAACGGGGAAAAUAAUAAGCAUAAAAAUGUGAUUGGUGACAAUGAAUCCAUAUCCUCUAAUGAUAGUGUGAAUGCCAUUAUUCAAACCGAUCUGGAAACUGAUGUUGAAGGGCCUUUAGUCAAAAGGCCAAUCAAAGUGCAAACAGAAUCUGAUCACAUCGAUCGAGGAGAUAACCAGAAUUUGAUCAUAAAACGAUAUACAGACAAUUUUAGUGCGAUUAAUAAUAAUGUCGACGAACAAGACAAUACAAAUCUUAAAAUUGGCACAAUGCUUGAAAAUAUUGAAAAAAUGCAGCUUGAAGAUGAAAACAAAUUAUGUGCUGCUAAAGUAUCAAAAGAAACCGAAGACGAAACAAAAGAUGUCAAUACACUGGAAAUGGCAUCAACUAGCAAUCAAGCAAAAGCGAAUACCAAGCUUGGAAGGCGAAAGCUAGGUCAAAAUUUGGACAAUUUUUCCAUUCGAUUGGGUAAACGUGAUGAUAAGGAGAAACCACCAUGUGCCAGUGAAGAACGAAAAGAGCAAGAGAAUGUGGACACGAAGCAGAAUGAAGAUGAUAGUCCGCUAAUAGAGAAUGAGGAAUGGCUAGCCUUUAUUCGGAAGAGAAUGCAGGAGCUCUUGAAUGGCGAAACCAAUUCCCUUAAAGACCAAAAUCUGGUCGGUAUAAUUGUGCCAAUUCUUAGGAAUUUUAAUUCAAGCAGUACGGUCAUUGGUAGUGUUGUUCAGUUACUAAGUAUUCCAUUUGUAUUGCCCAUAUCUGAUGAUGAUGCGAUACAAAUAAGAGCAGUUUACCUUCAAACAAAGUUGUUGCCAAAUUUAAUAUUUGCAUCAAAAAUUAUAUGUAUGGUGAAAAUCAGUAAUCCAAGUUUUUCUUCCACUAUUUCAUCGUCUGAUUUCGGUGUUUUGGGAACAACACAAGAGCAAAUUGUUUUCAAACGAAUUAGUGACUUAUCAGUUGAUCAACUGAAAACGUUAUCAAGCAUUUACGAACUAGCUUGCUAUCUGAUACACUCGAAUGGAAAUUUCUUGGAACAAUUUUGUGAUUCUAUGUAUAUGAUUGCCAACGAUUUAUUGAGGCACCUACUAAAAAGCGUUGUGUAUGAUGUUCAAGGAAUGCAAUUAGUUUGUGCUAUUGUUUCAAUAUUAUGCUUCGUGUUAAGAGAGUCACCAGAAAAUGCAGAACUCGUAGAAAGUGUAAUAUUUUACGAAGGCGUAGACAUAGUUUCUUUGUUGCAGAAUGGAAAUAGCCCGUUAAGAUUGAGGCUAUGCAAUUUCUUGAGAAUUAUUUCUCGAUUCAGCUGGUCCGCAUUACAAAAAUCCUGGACAAAGGAUUUCAAACAAACAUUAGAGAGUCUACUGGAUGAGAGCAAUGUACAAAUUAAAGAGGCGGCCAGACUUACAAUUGACGAACUCAGCCAUUUGUCAUUUUAUAAUGUUUAAAUUGAAUAAUCACUUUUGUUACACAAUAAAUAUUUAAAAGAUUUUUAUAAAAUAAAUAAUGAAAUACAAAUUAA